Molecule: messenger RNA, 1402 nt
Organism: Austrofundulus limnaeus
Lineage: Eukaryota; Metazoa; Chordata; Actinopteri; Cyprinodontiformes; Rivulidae
Gene: lft1
Product: lefty1
Exons: 4
Coding region: 26-1105 (359 amino acids)
Biological process (GO): anterior/posterior axis specification
Cellular component (GO): extracellular region
Molecular function (GO): cytokine activity; transforming growth factor beta receptor binding; growth factor activity
Source: RefSeq, a predicted model, not a curated record
CUUGAACUUCUUUUCUCUUCCCAUCAUGGAUACCCUGCCUGCCUGCCUCCUGUGCGCCGCUCUCCUGGGUCUCUCCGGGGCUUUUACGCAUCAGGACAUGAAGGAUGCUUUUCUGCAGAAACUCGGGCUGGACAAGGUUCCUCAGACCCAGAAAAGUGACUUGGAGAACCUGGUGAUUCCCGCGCACGUGAAAACCAAAUAUUCGUCCCUGCUGAAAACGCACCGCAGUAGGAGGCGCAGAUCUAUGCCCAGCCUGGCGGGCAUUCUGAGGGGAAUCCCCGGCAAUGCAGAUUUCUCCGGAGAGUUCGUGUACUCUGACGCCACCCGGCACCGURUCGUGUUCGACAUGGCGGCGAGGAUCCCGGAGAACAGCGAGGUGACCAUGGCCGAGCUGAGGCUCUACCAGCGGGCUUCUCACCAGAAGCGCCUCACAGCGGAGAGGAGGAGCCACCGGCCAGUCAGCAACGCCAUGGUCAGCAUCUACUGGGUGGAGGUGCUGCCCGGCGGCUCCAACCGGACAUCCUUGGUGGACGCACGGCUGAUCCCCAUUCACGAGACCGGGUGGAAGAGCUUUGACGUCACCCAGGCGGUGCACUACUGGUCCAAGUCGCAGCAGGACGCGGCCGUGAUGUGCCUGGAGGUGUGGAUCGAGGCCGAAAGACCCGGCAGCUACGCCGCCGAGGCGGCCAAGAGCGUCCGCUUCAGCACGCAGGAGCAGCCGGACAACAGCGAGGAGAAGCCGGAGCUCAUCCUCUACACUCUCAGCCUGGAUGAGUACGGCUCUGGUGGCGACUGUGAUGUAAACCCAAACAGAGACGUGUGCUGCAGGGAACAGUACUUCAUCGACUUCCGCGCGCUCACCUGGACCCAGUACUGGAUCAUCGAACCGGCGGGAUACCAGGCGUUCAGGUGCACCGGAGGCUGCAAGCAGCCUAAACGUAACCACGGCUAUGGGGAGCGGCGGUGUGUGGUGUCGGAGAGCGCCACGCUGCCCAUCAUGUACUUGGUGAAGAAGGGGGACUACACUGAGAUCGAAGUGGCCGAGUUCCCCAACAUGAUCGUGGAGAGGUGUGCGUGCAUGCAUGACAACAUCUCGCUGGUAUGAAGGGAGCAGCUGUAGUGUCCCUAAAACUACGAACUCCUGGGAUAUUACAUGUUGAUAUAUUUAAUGCUGUGUCCAGAAUUCUCUAUUGAAAUGGACAUUUCUGGGAGAGCUGUGAACCACACGCAGAGCUGCCACCUCCCUCCACAAGCACUUUCAUUUAUUUUGUAAAUAAGAAUUUGUACGAGUUGACUAAUCUAUAGUGCAACCAUUCAAAUUCUGUCCGAUUCUUCCUAUUUUUUCAAGCUGUCCAUAUUAAGAAUAAGUUUUAUGUUUGGAAAAAUAAAAUAUUUUAUUUCA